CCUGUUGUGUUGUAGCUAAACAUCCAAAGCCGCGGCCAUGCUCAGAGUGUCUUCUUACCGCAAGCUGUUUGAGGAGGGGAGCUGGAGUCCAAAUGGAAGUUCCAGUAUGCAGUGUGCAGGCCAGUACCGGGCCUCCGUCAGGGGUGCGGCUGCUGACGAGUGUGACUGUGACAAGUUGGACUUCGUAGCUGCCAGGGCGCUCAGCAAGGAGGGUCUGGACCAGUUUGUCAAAGAUCGCACCAGCAUUGCUGCUCUCAACGACCGACUGGUCAGGCUGAUUAAACUGGCUCAUUGUUUCGAGGAGGAGAAUGAGUCUCUUGAGUGUCAGAUUGAGGAGCUGGAGGACAAGCUGAGUGAUCGACAAGCCUCCUCCACCCUCACCACCAUUGUGGCUGCACCGGACUUCAGCCUGGAUGCAGUGGUGGACAGACUGCGUGUGGAGAGGGAUGAGAUUCUGUGCGACACAGAAGAGCUGCAGAGAGAGCUGCAGCGUCUGAAGCAAGAGUAUGAGAAGGUUGCUCAGCAAAAGAUCUUCCUCCAGCAGGACCGCCAAGAUGUCGCAGAGGAAGUGGACACUGUGACAGCAAAGUGUUUGGCGCUGAGGGAGCAAGCGGCUAUCUACGAGGAGCAGCUGGCCAACAUGGAGGCCCAGCACAAGACGGCAGUGGAGGAUCUGCUGGAGCCAGCUGAAGAGACUACAGGAGUGGUAGCAACUCUUAAAUUUGGCAGCCCUGACAUCACUGCGGCCUUGGAUGUAAAGGAAUACUACUGCCAGCUGGCUGAGAGCCUGCAGUUUGAGCGAGGUGUAUCCUCCUCUGCUGUUGUUCCCAGUGGUGAUGGAGAAGUGGGAGUGGGAGGAGCUGCGGGGGUAACAGUCAAAGACUUGACAAAGACAGAGGACAUCAUUGAACUGAAGAUGCUGAUUUCAGAGCUACAAACGGAGCUUUCAGAGCUUGAAAAAUGCAACGAGGAGUUGGAGGACGAGGUUGAGAUGAAGAAGGCCGCCUACAUGGAGGAGAUUGCUGACUUGGAGUGUACUAUAGAAGAAAUGAGGCUCCAGGAGGCUGACUUCGAAGUGCAGAUGAAAGAGCAAUGUGAAGAGUACAAGGAGCUGCUCAGUGAGAAGAUGGCCAGAGAGAUAGAGAUCACCGCCUACAGGAGUCUGGUGGAGGGAGAAGAGGAGAGGCUUUGCAACCUGUGACUUGAGGCCGGCGAGUCAGACAGGCAGGCUUGAUGCUCCCCCACACGUGGAUCAGAAAACACACAAAGAAAAACACGAAAACCAGACACAAAUCAGCACUAGAAUGAAGCUUAAGGUACCAACACAGCAAUUUGAGCAGAUGUAAACUUAUCAUGACAGAUUAAUGCCGACUGGAGACCUAAGCUGGGCCACUGAUAACAGGUCUCUGGCAGAUGACCCCGAGUCUACAAGAAAGAUGGAGCUGUCUGAGACUGGUGGGAGGAUGGGGGCUGUGCGAUGAGUGUGUAUCCAUUCAGUGUCUGGCAGAGAUAUUUCCUUAAGUGGGUUUUAUCUAUACCAGCUCGCUGAUAUCAUUCAGAAAUGUUUUGUCACUUUUCUGCUAGUAACAAGUAUCACACAAAAAUCACACAAACACAAACUGUACGGCUCCGUGGGGUCAUUCCCUCCUGAUACACUUCGUCCAUCACUCAAACACGGACUGAUUACCAGCUCUUAACCUUUACCCUCUCUGCUGUUAACAAACGUAUUGACAGCCCUCUCUCUAGUAACCAAAAGCAUCUCACCUUUCCUUUGCUUUUACAGUCAUGCCUUCAUGUUGGUUUUACAUAUAACUGACGCUCAAGUGCACCGUGCCCAGUGUUUGGUUUGCAAAUGGCUCAUGAAGUUGUUUUUCUGCAGCUCUUACAAAACGUGCACCUGGAUCUUUCGCGAAAGAAAAACCUCUAUGAUUAAUUAUUUCUUCUUUUGAAAAGCAAUGUCCCAAUUUUCUGUCAUUUCAGGAAAAUUUUGUAAUACAUUCCUUUGUAAUCUUUUCCUUACUUUCUACACAACUUUAAAACCAGUGAUAAAUCAU
Molecule: messenger RNA, 2054 nt
Organism: Scomber scombrus (Atlantic mackerel)
Lineage: Eukaryota; Metazoa; Chordata; Actinopteri; Scombriformes; Scombridae
Gene: vimr2
Product: vimentin-related 2
Exons: 10
Coding region: 38-1201 (387 amino acids)
Biological process (GO): skeletal muscle organ development
Cellular component (GO): Z disc; cell-cell junction; sarcolemma
Source: RefSeq, a predicted model, not a curated record